Molecule: messenger RNA, 3428 nt
Organism: Polistes dominula (European paper wasp)
Lineage: Eukaryota; Metazoa; Arthropoda; Insecta; Hymenoptera; Vespidae
Gene: Klp3A
Product: kinesin-like protein 3A
Biological process (GO): spindle elongation; microtubule-based movement; mitotic spindle organization
Cellular component (GO): microtubule associated complex
Molecular function (GO): microtubule motor activity; microtubule binding; ATP binding
Source: RefSeq, a predicted model, not a curated record
UUUUCCGUUAACUUGAUUUUCAAAUCUUGAAUCAGUAACGUAAUCGUGUUAGAAUAUAAUCUUUAAAAAAUUGGAUUUUUUUAAGAAUAUCGUAUAAAUAAUUGUUAAAAAAUAAUAUAAAAUAUAAAUAAAAAUGGUUGAAGAUACAAUUCGAGUAGCUGUACGUAUUAGACCACUUAUCAAAAGUGAAAUAGAAAAGGGAUGUGAAGAAUGCUUAAACACAACACCUGGUCAACCACAAAUAAUUGUUAAAAAUACAGAUAAGGCCUUCACAUUUAAUUAUGUUUUCACUCCAGAUAUUAAUCAAGAAGACUUUUAUAACACAGCUAUUAAAGAUAUGGUUACACGCAUUUUUGAUGGUUAUAAUGUUACUAUUCUUGCAUACGGACAAACGGGAAGUGGAAAAACCCAUUCAAUGGGUACUGAUUAUAGCGGGAUAGAAGAUAUGGGUGUAAUACCUCGUGCUAUGCAUGAUAUUUUUAAUAUAGUGAAAUCCAAAACAGAAUGGAAUUUUCGAACAUGUGUGUCUUUUAUGGAACUUUAUCAAGAACAGUUAUAUGAUUUAUUAUCAGAUAAACAACGUAGUCAUAGUACAAUAGAUAUUAGAGAAGAUAAUAAGGGGAUCAAAAUUGUGGGUGUUACGGAGAAGGAAGUUAAAAGCGCAGAAGAAAGCCUAGAAUGUUUAAUCGAAGGAUCGCAAGGAAGAGUAACAGGCUCUACUGCAAUGAAUGCUCAAAGUAGUAGAAGUCAUGCAAUAUUUACCUUACAUAUCCAUCAACAAAAAAAGAAUGAUCCCAAUUCAGCAACUACUGCUAAAUUUCAUUUGGUGGAUUUGGCUGGUUCUGAACGUUCAAAAAAAACUCAAGCCACUGGAGAAAGAUUUAAAGAAGGCGUUCAUAUAAAUAAAGGUUUAUUAGCUUUAGGAAAUGUUAUUUCUCAAUUAGGAGAAUGUGGUAAUAAUUCAUAUGUUGGCUAUAGAGAUAGCAAACUUACAAGAUUAUUACAAGAUUCUCUUGGUGGAAAUUCCAUGACUCUUAUGAUAGCAUGUGUCAGUCCAGCAGAUUAUAAUAUGGAUGAAACGCUUAGCACAUUAAGAUACGCGGAUCGUGCACGCAAAAUAAAGAACAAACCAGUGGUCAAUCAGGAUCCAAGAGUAGCUGAAAUUAAUCGUCUAAAUGAAUUGGUACAACAAUUCAAACUUGCUCUUUUACACCAAGAAUCGCAACAAUCCUGUUCGAGCGAUUGUCAAGAAUUACGAAAGAAAAAUGAAUUAUUACAUCAAAAGAUAAGAGAUUUGACAGACCAAGUAAAUAGCAAUUUAAUCAAAAUGGUUUAUAUGCAUGAAAGAACUGAACUCGCCGAGCAAUUACACGAUAAAAUUAAAUCUGAGAUGGCUGUGAUAUUAACAGAUUGUAAAGAAUUGUUAGAUAAUUAUAAUGACAAUUGUGGAGUAAAUGACAAAAAUUAUGUUAAAAUAAAACUUAUAUAUGGAAAGAUUCUUGACAUGCAAACAAAUGACAACAAAAUAUCGGAAGAGCUCUUUAAUCAUGCAAUGUCUCUAGACUCUAAAUUACCUGGAUUAAAAGAAACUGAAAAUGAUGUGAACAAUGAGUCCACCGAUGAAGAAUUGUCUAGCUGUUUGGAAGACUUCGAUAAAAAACAUGAAGAGCAUACUUCGAUUCAAACCGAAAGAAAUAAUCAAGUUCAAAACAUAAACAGAGAGUUGGCAAUCAAAGAACAUCUUAUCUCAGAACUUUUAAAAAAUUCUUCUCCUGCUAUUGAAUAUUCUAAAGAAUUGCAAGAUAUGGAACAAGAAAUAAAAACUCUUCAAUCUGAGAAAGAUGAACUUUUAGUAGCUCUACGUAAUGCUCAAGCCAACAAUGCUAGUUCAAAAUUAGCAGAAAGUCGUCGUAAAAAAGUACAAGAGUUAGAAAAGAAGAUAUCAGAAUUGACUCAAAAAUGUUUGGAACAAAGUAAAACUUUAAAGGCAAAAGAAAAAUUACAACAGCAAAUUAAAAAUUUAACUAAUGAAAUUCAAUCCUUAAAGCAAACUAGAGUAAAAUUAGUCAGACAAAUGCGAAGCGAUGCUGACAAAUUUGCAGAGUGGAAACGAACUAGGGAGAAAGAACUUUACAAGUUAAAAGAGCUUGAUCGUAAACGAGCUAAUCAAAUGGUACGGUUACAAAUGCAGCAUAAUAAACAACAAAAUGUAUUCAAAAGAAAAAUGGAAGAAGCUUACGCAGCUAAUAAAAGAUUAAAGGAUGCAUUGGAAGUACAAAAGAAAGCUAGUCAAAGAAGAGAAAAGACGUUUAAUAACAAAAGUGAUAUUCAAUCAUGGGUGAGACAAGAAGUUAAUAUAUUAUCAAGUACUGUUGAUGCAGAAAGUACACUUCAAAGAUUAAUAAACGAAAGAGAAUAUUUAAAAUCUCAAUUAGAAGAUCUUAAGAAUGAUUCGAAUGAUCACGAGACAGAAGUAGCAGAACUUACUGAAUUUUUAACUUUACGUAAUACACAAAUACAAGAUUUACAACAAAAAAUUAAUGAAGCAAAUGAAGAAAAUAGAGCAAAUAUAAGAAUGAAUACAAUACAAUCCAUUAGCGAUGCUAAAGUUGCUAUUAAAUGUCUUUUUGACGUUACUUCGGAAGAUAGGAAAAAGUUUAUGGAAAAAUAUACAAAUUUGCAAACGAAUUUGGAUGAAUGCCGCCAAAGAGAGGAUAGACUAAAACAAGAAUUACAAAUGUAUAAAAAUCAACUAAAUGAAUCUAAGAAAAAGGUUCUAAAAGAGAAUGUUAAUAGAAAUAGUAAGAACAAUAAGAAAUCUUCAAUUACAAAUAUGAUAGAAGUACAAAAAUUAUCGUCGAAAUACGAGAACCUCUAUACAUCAGAUGAUAGCAUAAGCGAUGAUGACGUAGAAAAAGAUCCAGAUUGGACUCAAACUCCACUUUAUAAUAGAAUACGAAAGCUUUUGGAUACAACGAAAAAUUCUAAGCCACCAGUGAAGCAGCUAUCAGACGGAGAAGUGAAAUGCGCCUGUAAAAGAAAAUGCAUCACUCGUAUCUGUUCGUGUCGCAAAAAUAAUCGUAUAUGUAACAAUUGUAAUUGUAAUGCGGAAUUAUGUCAAAAUAAUGAUAUAAACAAGCACACCCAACCGUAUUUUCAAGAUUACGCCGAAGAAGAUGAAAAUUCAAUUAAAAAACCAAGAUUAACCAAACAACUUUCAAGCAGCGAUUUCCGAGACAGUUCUGAAUAAAUUUUCAUUUCAAUCAUAAUAAUUGGACUAUUCACUAGGAAGGAAUUAAAUAUUGUAUAUAUAUUAUUUUUAUCUGAUAAACGUAUGUUAUUUUUGUAUUAUGUAUAUUGUUUGUUUUAUACUAAAAGACUUCGUGAUACGCCCAGAUAAAGAAAGAGAGAAAAUGGAUAUCAAAAAA